AGGACUUACUAAGGAAACCAAAGACAACCCAGGACAGCUGUAGCGCUGAAGCCUGACGGAGAAACAUCUCCCGGACCCUGGACUAUAGCAGGGACGUUCAACCGAGCAAAUAACGUCCACUGAAGAAAAUAACCUCGCGGGUACCAGAUCGAAUUUUUGAAGAAUACUCAAUGCUUUGAUAACGCAAUAUUUUUUUGAAAAUUAUUUUGAAAUCAAUACAGUUUGUACCGUUUAUGCGAGAAAGUUUUGACAUUUUUGGGAUGUUCUUUUUUGGAAUAUCAAUGAUCGAAUUUGACCCAUAAGUUUCGAUAUGGAUUUGAUUGUGCAAAUAAUAUUUCUGAUUACUUCUAAUCCUUUUUCGGUAAAAUCUCAAAUUAGUUUUGACUGAGUUUAUUGUGAAAGCUGUAAGAGUAGACCAGCUCUUGGUUCAUAUUGCACUGCCUGCUCUACAGAUUUGAAAGGGGAGGAGAGAGACAGAGACAAAGAGAGUCAGACUGAGUGUGUGAGGGAGAGAGCACGACUGAGACAGCAAUGGCAGAUAAAGAGGGGACAGGCUGCCAGAUGAGUACCAAAGCCGUGGUUGGGGCCCCAGCAGCAGGUGGAGGAGUCGUGGUGGAGGUCAGGGAGAAGAAGGGAACUUUGCGCGCCGCUAUUCCCACGAUGCCCUUCCCUCUGGCAGUCAUCUGCCUGUUCCUCAACACCUUCAUACCUGGACUAGGCACCUUCCUCUCAGCCUUCGCGGUGCUGUGUGGCGCCCGCAGCGAGCUGGUGGCCCAGCGGGGGGUCUGCUGCGUGUUCCUGCUCAACGUGGCGGCGGCGCUCAUCCAGAUCCUCACCGCCGUCAUCAUGGUGGGCUGGAUCAUGAGCAUCUUCUGGGGCAUGGACAUGGUGAUCCUGGCCAGUGAGUAUGGAGGGAGUUUCGUACCGUUACUUUUCAUUUGA
Messenger RNA from Gadus macrocephalus (Pacific cod), 942 nucleotides. RefSeq names its product stum, mechanosensory transduction mediator homolog (gene stum). The record is from RefSeq and is a predicted model, not a curated record. The transcript has 3 exons. Lineage: Eukaryota; Metazoa; Chordata; Actinopteri; Gadiformes; Gadidae. The coding region runs from base 532 to 942 and encodes 136 amino acids.